GCCUUGGCUCUUAGCAAAUGCAAGAGAAAUUGUUGACACAUAUGAUCCAAAUGCACCUGAAGAUGAUUCAAAAACCUGUCGAACAAUCCAAGCACUCAUUAUGCAAACACAAUCAUUCACAGAUGAGUGGAAUACCACAAAGGCUUGGGAUAGUCAUGCGACAUUGUGCCAUAUUCCAGAGUCAAUAUUAGCCUCUGGCGGAGGUUACACAUUUCACCUAAUUACUGAUAAAAUUCAUGUUGCUCCUGCAGAACGUCUCAAACUGAUGGAGCAGACUGAUGCCUUUUUUGUUUUGUAAUCUGAGGUACUUGUUGUGAUACAAGGCUUAACUCAGACUGAAAAUGACAGCGAUAAAGCCCGCUGUGCUCAUCUUCAUCUGUUUCAUGCUGUUUCACGGUUUUGUAGCAGCACUGAACUGCACCAGCCCAACUCCUGAUUCCUUGUUUAAUGCCCUUGAGAAGGAAUUAUUCCCUAAAAAACUGGUGCGUCCUGUAGAAAGGUUUUCAGAUCCAAUUAACAUAACCAUCGGUAUCACUCUGGUGGGAAUUUUAGGAGUGGAUGAAAAAGCUCAAACCGUGACAACAGUCUUAUGGCAAGUACUGGAGUGGGACAUAGCGGGACUGAGCUGGGAUGAGAAGGAAUGUGGAACUACAAGAGUCUCUGUCCCUCGAGAAACUCUUUGGGUCCCAGAUGUCCACAUCACAGAGUUCAUGGCCGAGGACAACUCUCCCAAAACUCCCUAUGUCUACUUAUACAACACAGGUCACGUAUAUGAUGAUAAGCCGGUCAGAGUGGUCAGCUCCUGCCGAUUAGAAAUCUACUCUUUCCCCUUUGAUAUCCAAAACUGCUCGCUGACCUUUGGAUCAUAUCUGCACUUUGCUACAGACAUAAGGAUGAUUCACAGCAGAUCGUCUGAAGAGAUCCUGGCGGAGUCCAGAGAUGUGUUGGAGACCAAUGGGGAGUGGGAGCUCGCUGAUAUCAGCAUAGCUCGCUCUACCUUGGCGUUAGAAGCGGGAAGCUACUCUGAGAUCAAAUACUUUGUCAUUCUAAGACGUAGGCCAAUCCUCUAUGUGGUGAACCUGCUGAUCCCCAGCUGCUUCCUCAUCACAGUGGACCUCUUCAGCUUCCUGCUGCCUCCCAAGAGUGUGGACCGGUCCUCCUUCAAGAUGACUCUCAUCCUGGGCUACACAGUUUUCCUGCUCAUCAUGAACGACCUGCUGCCUGCCACUGGGGAGACGACGCCUCUCAUCAGCAUAUUCUUUUCCCUCACUCUCGCUCUGAUGGUGGCCAGUCUGCUGGAGACAGUGUUUAUCACUAAUAUCCAGCUCAGCUCCAGUGAGUACAGUGCGGCGCCUCACUGGCUCAGUGUGCUUGUGUUACGAUAUCUAGCUGUUGUCGUUUGUCUCCCUCAACAAAAGAAGAGCAACCGCAUCACAGUCUUCAUCAACUCAUCUACUGGAGAACCAGCAAUGAAUUCCAGUAUCACAAACAUCACAGCAAGUCAUCUUCAGAGCAUCUAUGGUGAUACAACUCCAGUGAAACCCCCUCCGCCGGGCCCUCCGGAGCCGGAGCUGGAUGAACUGAGGAAGCUGAGCAGAGAUCUCAUGGCCAUUCGCCACCAGCUGAACAAAUACUUCCAGGGGACCAACACCUCGCAAGAAUGGCAAAUGAUCGGGAUAGUCAUCGACCGUCUGCUGUUCAUCUUGUACAUUGUCUUCAUCGUCGCCAGCUUCUUCACCAUCACGUGUAUCUGGAUCUGGAACAAUUCGUAUGCAGCAUGAUUUAACUAGAGGGUUGCUAGCAGUAAAUAUGGUAUCUGUAUUUAAACUAUUGAUAAUCAAUCCGUCUCAAAAACAUGCACAGCUGCGAUGGCUAUGUCUUUCAAAAAGGCAGUCAACAUCCUCAGGGGAAAAGAAAAACCUCUUCAGUGUGAGAUUUGACUUCUGAUUACAGAGUUUUUAAAACAGCAUAAAACCAAAAAUAAGCAUAUGGUUAAAAAUAGGCACAAGCACAACUAAGUCAUGGGGCAGUUAACUAUUCAAGAAGGUCUUCACAAUUAUAGUAGUAAAACUGCAGAUGUGAACACGUUUGCAAUAUUGCAUUUUGAGAUAUGAGUGUGAGAACUUAUUUGUUUGCAGUUUGUAUUAAAAUACACCAACAAACUUCAAAAUCAUCCAGAUCAUUGUCUACAAGGUAUACAUUUCAUUGUCUGUUAUUUUUAGACUGAUCGAAAAACAAGAUCAUUAGAAACCUUUUCCAGAAACUCCAGGCCACGCAGUUGUGCUUAGUAGGCAAAUUGUUGAGGUUGAAUUUCUACUGAAAUAUUGACUGUCACAAUACAUCCACUAGAUGGUUCCAUUGGUUGAUUGUUGGAGUUUUUGUACAGAGUAAGCUGUUUGAUUUAGGCAUAUUGGCUUUUAUAUACAGUUGUAUGCAAAAGUUUAGGAACCCCUGACAAUUUCCAUGAUUUUCAUUUAUAAAUAUUUGGGUGUUUGGAUCAGCAAUUUCAUUUUGAUCU
Siniperca chuatsi (mandarin fish) is the source of this 2518-nucleotide messenger RNA. RefSeq names its product 5-hydroxytryptamine receptor 3A-like. Gene Ontology annotation, biological process: chemical synaptic transmission; monoatomic ion transmembrane transport; nervous system process. Gene Ontology annotation, cellular component: membrane; synapse; neuron projection. Lineage: Eukaryota; Metazoa; Chordata; Actinopteri; Centrarchiformes; Sinipercidae. The coding region runs from base 342 to 1781 and encodes 479 amino acids. The transcript has 9 exons. The record is from RefSeq and is a predicted model, not a curated record. Gene Ontology annotation, molecular function: transmembrane signaling receptor activity; neurotransmitter receptor activity; extracellular ligand-gated monoatomic ion channel activity.